CCGAGGCGCAAUGCCCACCUGGGAGCACGUAGAGAAGGGCGGGGCGAGCCAGGGGGCGUGGCCUGGCUCGCCCCCGCCCCCUCCGCCGAGAUCGGGGGCGGGGCCUCCCUCCAACCUGCGCCGCUCCAACAUGGCUCCGCGGUUGUGCAGCAUCUCCGUGAGCGCGCGGCGGCUGCUGCGGAGCCCUGGGCCCCGCACCGGGGACGGCGCGGCUGCAGCUGCGGCGCGUUUCUACUCCAAGGACAAUGAAAGCAGCUGGUUCCGCUCCCUCUUCGUCCACAAGGUGGACCCCCGGAAGGACGCCCACUCUACCCUGCUGUCCAAGAAGGAGACCAGCAACCUCUACAAGAUCCAGUUUCACAAUGUGAAGCCUGAGUGUCUGGAUGCCUACAACAGCCUCACGGAGGCCGUGCUGCCCCAGCUGCACUUGGAUGAGGACUAUCCCUGCUCGCUCGUGGGCAACUGGAACACGUGGUAUGGGGAGCAGGACCAGGCAGUGCACCUGUGGCGAUUCUCAGGCGGCUACCCAGCCCUCAUGGACUGCAUGAACAAGCUCAAAAACAACAAGGAAUACCUGGAAUUCCGGAAGGAGCGGAGCCGGAUGCUGCUGUCCAGGAGGAACCAGCUGCUUCUGGAGUUCAGCUUCUGGAACGAGCCACAGCCCAGAGCCGGUGGGAACAUCUAUGAGCUGAGGACCUACAAGCUCAAGCCAGGAACCAUGAUCGAGUGGGGGAACAACUGGGCCCGGGCCAUCAAAUACCGGCAGGAGAACCAGGAGGCUGUGGGCGGCUUCUUCUCACAGAUAGGGGAGCUCUACGUUGUGCAUCACCUCUGGGCCUAUAAGGACCUGCAGUCUCGAGAAGAGACUCGAAACGCUGCCUGGAGGAAGCGGGGCUGGGAUGAAAAUGUUUACUAUACAGUCCCCUUGGUGCGACACAUGGAGUCUCGGAUCAUGAUCCCCUUGAAGAUUUCUCCUCUCCAGUGAUCCUGCUGAUGCCUCUGCCUCCUUCCCCUUCUCCCUCAGGGCAGCCUGGGACAGCAGCACUCUUGGUCCUGAUUUUUUCUCUCAGCUUUGGAAGGACUCUAAAGAGUAGUGCUUAACUCAAAGCUGACAAUUGUUCUGAGCAUGACAGCAUUUUCCAGAAAACACCUUCUCCCACGCCCACCAAUCUCCUUCCCCCUGCUGGAAGUAGUUUUUUAUUUCCUUGAAUGAAGCAUUAACAACCUUU
Messenger RNA from Dipodomys ordii (Ord's kangaroo rat), 1229 nucleotides. It is a transcript of the gene Nipsnap1, whose product is annotated as nipsnap homolog 1 (C. elegans). Gene Ontology annotation, cellular component: mitochondrion. The transcript is spliced from 10 exons. Bases 11 to 985 code for a protein of 324 amino acids. Lineage: Eukaryota; Metazoa; Chordata; Mammalia; Rodentia; Heteromyidae. The record is from RefSeq and is a predicted model, not a curated record.